Molecule: messenger RNA, 720 nt
Organism: Microthlaspi erraticum
Lineage: Eukaryota; Viridiplantae; Streptophyta; Magnoliopsida; Brassicales; Brassicaceae
Source: the annotation of a GenBank genome assembly
AUGUGUGGACACGUCAGCACCUCCGUAGUCCUCGACGAUGCAUGUCCAUGUUUUAUAUACUCCGACGACAUAGUGGCUCCUCCUCUGCCCCAAGAUCUUCGUCAUCAGUUUCUUCCUUCGCCGCCUCUUAUGAUGAGCCACCACUCGCUAUUCGGGGCCGAGGCGGUUUCAGGGUUUGGUUACUUUGACUCAGGCAUGAGCGGUGGCGGCGCAAGCAGCAGCUGUGAGUCCCCGAGCUCUAUGGGGAGCGGCGGAGAGAGUCUUAUGAUGCAGAGGAGUGUCAGUAGCCAUAAUGGCUUUUAUGGUAAUUUCGCGACGACGGCUCACGAUUUCGUUAGCGAUCAUGAUGGGCCAGCGAGACGGGCCCUUAGCGCCGGAGAUCUACCGAGGAGUAGCAAAAGAGAGAACAAUACGGUGUGGAGUGAGAGCAAUGCAAUCAUAGAAGGAAUGAGCAAAGCCUACAAGUAUAGUCCCGAGGAGAAGAAGGAGAAGAUUGAGAAAUAUCGUAGCAAACGAAACCUUAGGAAUUUCAACAAGAGGAUUAAGUAUGAAUGCAGGAAGACACUAGCGGACAGUAGGCCAAGAAUAAGAGGGCGAUUUGCAAGAAAUGAUGAGAUGUCACAACAAGAACAAGUUGAUGUUAUUGAAGCCGUGGUUGGAGAUGUUGAUACAUGGGCAUCUUUUCUUGAUUCAUUCUCCUCUAAUCACUUCCUUAAUUAA